CAGUACGGUAUAUCCAAUCAUACCUGUACGGAACACGAAACCCUGUAAAUGGGAUAAGCCAUCAUGUCGCUUCGCCUCGCAAGAACAACAAACAUCGUAUUUMAUUGUGCUCGACGGAAUACGAUAAGGCAACAACGUACAGUGGCUACUAAUACCAUGGGUGUAACGAAAGAGAUAAUUCGGGAGGGGAACGGGUCCAAGCCCUCGAAAGGACAGGAGGUUACCGUCCACUGCACGGGCUACGGGAAAAACAGGGAUUUGACGAAAAAGUUCUGGUGUAAGUUGCCAACAAGAGCAAUAUUAAUACCGCACCAAAUCCUGACUGUUCUAGAUCAAUGGAUACGAAUCCAUACCGACAAUGCUCUGACCGAACUGAACUUUCGUUUCUCGUUCUUUUUCCUGUUUUCCUGUUUUCCAAACUAACUUCGAACAUACCUUCUCCUUCGUCUGCAGCUACGAAAGACCCCGGACAGAAUGUCUUUAAGUUUACCGUGGGGAUUGGGCAGGUUAUCACGGGAUGGGACGAAGGUGUUCUUGGCAUGUCCCAGGGCGAAAUCGCCCGGUUGACCUGCUCCCCGGACUAUGCCUACGGGAGUGGUGGGUUUCCGGCAUGGGGAAUCAUGCCGAACAGCACGCUUGUGUUCGAAAUCGAGUUGUUGUCUUUUAAAUAAGACGUUCGUCGAUCGAGGCGAUGAGCUGAGUUGCGGAUUCAUCACAAGAAACGAACGCGAUAACUAUUUGCCUGGAACGCAAACGAAUCGAGUAAUGUGUUGGGCAAGUGUUAAAUKUUUUUAAAAAAAGAUAGUAUGCAA
Pseudo-nitzschia multistriata is the source of this 812-nucleotide messenger RNA. NCBI's taxonomy places the organism in Eukaryota, Bacillariophyta, Bacillariophyceae, Bacillariales, Bacillariaceae. The record is from the annotation of a GenBank genome assembly.